Messenger RNA from Gasterosteus aculeatus aculeatus (three-spined stickleback), 2802 nucleotides. RefSeq lists its product as uncharacterized. The record is from RefSeq and is a predicted model, not a curated record. Lineage: Eukaryota; Metazoa; Chordata; Actinopteri; Perciformes; Gasterosteidae.
CGGCCACGACCUCUACUGGGCAAUGCAGCAUAUUGCCUGUGGUUAUUGCUCAGUAUCGUCUGUCCAAUCAGGAGCCUGGAGGCUGGAUCAUGUGACCUGGUUGCGGUAUACGGGAGGGAUUGAACGGCAACAACAUGGAGGGGCCUCCGUUCAGCUUCACACCCGAGCGGCACUGGACGGCGGAGAAAGAGAAGGAUCUCAUUGAGUUUUUCUCCAAGCACAGCUGCUUGUGGAACCACAAAUCCGAGAGCUACAAGAACCGCCAGCUCCGAUGGGAAACCCUGGAACGUCUGCGGGCCCUUCUGUCCGCGGCGCCGCCUCCCGCUCCGUUCACAGUGGACGACAUCAAGAACAAGUUCAAGAACCUGCGCACCACCUUUCAGCGGCAGUACAAAAUGGUGAAGGCCAGCGAGGCGGGCCGGUCCGACGACGCCUUCGCGCCGCAGUGGAAGCACUACGAGCAGCUGAUGUUCCUGCAGGGCUGCUGGGACCCGGACGGCGGCCCGGAAGAACGUCCGACCUCGCCGCGGAAGGAGGGCCGGACCGCCGGCUCCUCCCUUCCGCUGAUCGACCCCCGCCUCCCCGACGUGCCCACCUGCUCCUCGGCCUCCUGCGUGCCCCCCAGCGCGCCGGGGAAGUGCUUGUGGACUGAGGAGAGAGAGCGCGCACUGAUCGCUUUCUACUCUGAGCACCACUGCCUCUGGAAGAAGAGGUCCGAAAACCACAGCAACCGCCUGCUGCGGCUGCGGCUGCUGGAGGCUGUGAGGAGCCGGCUGUCCGACGACUCGGCGCCGUUCUCAAUUGAAGACGUGAAGUUCAAGUUUAAAAACCUCCGGACCAUUUUCAACCGGGAGUUCAAGGCGGUGCAGGCCAGCAGGGGGGCCGACAAGCUCCACCUGUCCAAAUGGAAACACUACCAGCAGCUGCUCUUCCUCUGCGAGUCCUGCGACGAAGACGAGGGCCCAGACGACGUGAAGGUACCGCCGCCCCGGGUAGACCAGGCCCUGGAUCUCAAAAACCACCCGCCCCCCUCCGCCCAGAUCAAGUUCAGGGACCCCGGCGGCAUCGAAGCCAACGGCGGCGCCGCCUACCAAGACUUCCUCCUCGCGUCUCCGGGUGACCUCAAGCAAGCGGACCCAGCGGCCGGCGCCACGUCCGGCGCCCCCCCGUCCUCUCCCCAGCAGGACGCCCAACCCGGUACCAGCCCCUGGCCCCUUCGCCCCCCCGGUUCGGUUCAGGCCGGCGGCAAGCGGAGCACCGACCCCCGCUGCCACUGGAGCGAGGCCAAAGUCCAGCGGCUCAUAUCGUUUUACUCCGAGCACAGCUGUCUGUGGAACCACAGGUCGGAGAACUACAAGAACCGGCUUUUGAGACAGAGCCAGUUGGAGGCGCUGAGCAGCAUGCUGUCCGACGACGGGUCGCCUCCCUUCUCAGCGGAGGACAUAAAGACGAAGUUCCGUAACCUGCGGACCAUCUUCCAGCGGGAGCACAAGGCGCUGAGCGGCUCGCAGGACCCCCACCUCCCCAAGUGGAAACACUACCGCCAGCUGGUGUUCCUCUGCGAGCGGCCCGAAGACCCCCACGCAGCGCCGGGCCUGGAACCCCCUCCCCCGCCCACCCCCCCGGCCUCCCAGCACUCCCCUCCCCCGUCCCCGUCCCCCGCCGACAGCCGAGUGUCGGGAGGACGCAAGCGGCCCUGCGGCGAGGUGCUGGACGCGGCGAGGACGCUGGGUCAGGCGCCGGCGCCGCACGCGGGCUUCCUGAAGUACGUGGAGGAGUGUCUCAACGAGACGCCGGCGGACAGAGUGAAGAAGCUGAAGAAGAUGAUCAUCGAGACGAUCCACAGCGCGUCGGAGGAGGCUUAGUGUGUCAACACCUGGUGUCUCCCACGGCCCACGAGGGUGCAGCUGAGGGUCAACACGCGUGAAGAGGUUCAGUUUGAGACAUGAUGAGGUUGUUUCCAAAGUCAGAACACACAGCUACACGUUUUAUUUCAGCCCUUGAUCGCAGAUUUACAGAGACAUUCUCCAUCGUUAACACGUUUUACAGAGAGACGGCAUCAGAAUGACAUCUUCUGUGUCUCAGUGGACCUGAUAAACUGCAUUUACGCCUCCGUCGUCAUCGCUUCAUCUUAGAACUUGCAGUACCAGUCAAAAGUGUGGACACGUUGUCUCUCAAUUCAAUGUGAGUACUUCUUCCAUUGGUUCUAUAGCGUCGGCACCUCAGCCACGUUCAAACAGAACCGAGGUCCCGCGUCAGGAUCCACAUUCAGCCCACAGAACAACACCAACAAUCCUAAUUAGCCUGGCGCUACGUACGCUUAGCAUGUGUGCGUCAGCGUCUCCGCCGGAGCGCAUCGCCCUCUGACGGAGCAGAGGGUUGGACUAGUGGACACUUUGACCCAGGGGGACGGUUGGUCUCACGAGCUGCACCCGCUGGUGGCACCACCUUUCCCUGCACCGCCCGGCUGUGUGUCUCUGAGCGUCUCCGCUGGGAGGGACGCUGUCUUUGAUUAACUGGACCUGUGAACAUCUCAGCUUCGUUCCACGUCCCUAACGGAUGUUUGUUUGUCAUGUGACAGUUUAUAUUUCUACAAUAUGAAGGGCUGCAUUCGCCAUAACAUGUUAAGAAUUCUGUAACGUGUGCAGGUUUAUUACUAUUAUCUCAUUGUCGGCUGCUUGUGCAGCUGUAUAAAAUGUGUUAAGGGCUUUCAAGUACUUGUAUUUUAAAAAACAUUUAAAUGUUUAAAAAUAAUAUGUUACAAAACAAGGUUUUUGUUCAAUUAAAAUCUUUGAAUUAAUA